Cydia fagiglandana is the source of this 707-nucleotide messenger RNA. RefSeq lists its product as uncharacterized. The record is from RefSeq and is a predicted model, not a curated record. The transcript has 4 exons. Lineage: Eukaryota; Metazoa; Arthropoda; Insecta; Lepidoptera; Tortricidae. Bases 24 to 707 code for a protein of 227 amino acids.
GAUACGCACGAGAUCGGGCACUUAUGAGUUUGCGCAGGUUACAUUGUUAUUGCCACUUGUUGGGCGCCAGAGCUCAGUGCGCGUGGAGCGGCCGCCCUCGCCCCCGUGCCGACGGUCCCGCGACCACGCCAACUUUGCACGAUACGCGAUGUGCAAGUGAAGUGAGGGUUGGAGACAUGUCGAGAAGGAAACAGGCGAAACCGAGAUCGUUGAAACCGGAAGAAGAGGGGUGGGAUGAAGAAGGUGGGGUGGGGAGCGAGGAAGAGACUGACGCAGAAGACGCAGCCGACGGCGAGGAGCUGGCCCACGACGAGGGCAGCGACGAGAACGACGACGAUGAGGACAAGGUGGAAGAUGCAGACGAAUCUAAUGUUAGAGACGGCUUCGAAGAAGAAGAGGGGUGGGAUGAAGAAGGUGGGUUGGGUAGCGAGGAAGAGACUGACGCAGAGGACGCAGCCGAUGGCGAGGAACUGGCCCACGACGAGGACAGCGACGAUAAUGACGACGAUGAGGACAAGGUGGAAGAUGCAGUCGAUUCUAAUGUUAGAGACGGCUUCGAAGAAGAGGGGUGGGAUAAAGAAGGCGGGGUGGGAAGCGAGGAAAAGACUGACGCAGAGGACGCCGCCGACGGCGAGGAGCUGGCCCACAACGAGGGCAGCGACGAGAACGAUGAGGAUGAGGACAAGGUGGAAGAGCAGACGUUCUAA